AUGGACAGACCAGAGCUGUUGGAGUCGCCCCGAAAGCGGCAGAAGACAGACGAUGUACCCGUGGAUGCUGCCCUGUCAAUUGACGGUACUGCGGACAAGCUACCAGAGAGUGUGGGGCCCAGCGAAGAUGUCCAGGCAUUGAAGGAGAUCGAGGUGGGGAUCACCGAGUAUGUGAGCGUCGACAAUGAGGGCUUCUCGGGUAUUCUGAAGAAAAGAUACACCGAUUUCCUGGUCAACGAGAUCUUGCCGUCUGGCGAAGUCCUCCACCUCCGAACCACGAAAGAUCCAAAUGCGAAGAAAAACACCGAGAAGGCAUCAAACCCUGCACCGGAAACUGAAGCAAAGGCCCCCCAAGAGCCAGCUGAAGCUGCCGAACCCAAAGAGAUCAAAGCGGAAGAGUUCAAGGUAUCGGAGGAGGACAAUGCUCUUUUGGUGGAAUACUGCGGUGCUGAAAAUGCCGCCAAGAUUGUGGCACUCCACAAGCGUGCCAUGACAAACCCCAAAGCCAAACCUGCUGAACUGGGUAAGGUCAUGGCCGCCGUAUCUGACCGCGACUUGCGUACCAAGAUCCACCAGGCCAUUCGCCGCAUUUUCAACUCACAGCUGGAGUCUAGUACCGACGCUGAAGGGGUGCUGACUAUCACGGCAGCUCCCAGUCGCAACAAGCGCAAUGCUCAGGGCGGCGGCGGGCGCGGUGGACGUCCUCGAGACUCCCGGCCGAACUGGGAUGAGCUCGGCGGCCAGUAUCUGCACUUCACCAUCUACAAGGAGAACAGAGAUACCAUGGAGGUGAUCUCCGCUCUGGCGCGCAUGCUCAAGAUGAGGCCCAAGGGCUUCGAGUUUGCGGGUACCAAGGACCGACGAGGCGUGACCGCGCAGCGCGCCUGCGUUCGUCACGUCCAUGCCCAUCGCAUUGCGGGUCUGAACUCGAGCCUCCGCAAUGUUGUGGUGGGUGACUUUGAGCACCAGAAACAUGGUCUCGAUCUGGGUGAUCUCAAGGGAAAUGAGUUUGUGAUUACUCUCCGCGAAUGCGAAAUCCCCGGUGUGGAUUUCAGCAACCCACAGGCUGCUAUCGCCAAGGCGUCGGAGCUUGUUGGUUCGUCGUUGAAGAAUCUUCACCAGCGGGGAUAUCUCAACUACUACGGCUUGCAGCGAUUCGGAACCUUCUCGGCUCGGACAGACACAAUCGGUGUCAAAAUGCUGCAGGGAGACUUCAAGGCUGCCUGCGAAACCAUUCUGGAAUACAGCCCUCACGUUCUCGAAGCGGCCAAGGAAGGCGAGGCCUCCAAGGCGCUGAUCAGCACCGACGACAAGUCCCGCGCUGAAGCAAUCCACCUCUUCGAAACCGGCGGUAACACCCACGAGGCUCUGGAGAAGCUCCCGCGGAAGUUCUCCGCCGAAUCCAUGCUGAUCCGCCACUUGGCCCGAUCCAAGAACGACUACAAGGGAGCAUUGCAGGCCAUCCCACGCAAUCUGCGGCUGAUGUACGUGCACGCUUACCAGUCCCUGGUCUGGAACUUCGCCGCUGGAGAGCGCUGGCGGUUGUACGGUGACCGCGUGGUGGAAGGCGAUCUGGUCAUUGUGCACGAGCACCGUGACAAGGAAGCCAAUACUGAAGACGAGACUGCCAACGUCGAUGCAGACGGCGAGGUCGUCGUGGUCCCCGAAGGCGAGAACAGCGCUUUCGCAGCCGAGGACAUGUUUACGCGCGCGCGAGCCUUGACCGCCGACGAAGCUGCCAGCGGCGAGUACUCCAUCUUUGACGUUGUGCUGCCCCUGCCGGGCUUUGAUAUUAUCUAUCCGCCCAACCAGCUGACGGACUUUUACCGUCGCUUCAUGGGCAGCGAGCAGGGCGGGCACCUUGAUCCGCUCGACAUGCGCCGCAGCUGGAGGGAUAUUAGCCUGAGUGGCAGCUACCGCAAGGUCUUAAGCCGCAUGGGAGCGGACUUUUCCUUUGAUAUCAAGCUGUACUCGAAUGACAACGAGCAGUUUGUCCAGACAGACCUCGAGAAACUGAAACAUGGUGAGAAGGAUGCCUCUGUUUCUUCUGAAUCGGCUGGUGAUAAGGUUGCCGUUGUGCUGAAGUUCCAGCUGGCUUCGAGCCAGUAUGCUACCAUGGCUCUCCGGGAAUUGACCAAGGGGAAGGUCAAGGCAUACAAGCCUGACCUGGGCGGUGGAAGAUAG
This is a messenger RNA of Penicillium lagena, 2184 nucleotides long. RefSeq names its product pseudouridine synthase PUS7. Lineage: Eukaryota; Fungi; Ascomycota; Eurotiomycetes; Eurotiales; Aspergillaceae. Gene Ontology annotation, cellular component: nucleus. The transcript is spliced from 2 exons. Gene Ontology annotation, molecular function: RNA binding; pseudouridine synthase activity. The record is from RefSeq and is a predicted model, not a curated record. The coding region runs from base 1 to 2184 and encodes 727 amino acids. Gene Ontology annotation, biological process: pseudouridine synthesis.